GCUGAACCUGGAGAGAGAAGAUCCAAGAUGCCACGGUCAAAGUGUGAUAUCAUGUCCAAAGAGCCCAGCUCCAACUUGGAAAGCGCGAUGCAGAUGCUGAUCAAGACCUUUCAUAAGUAUUCUGAGGAAGGAGACAAAUACACGCUGAGUCGGGGAGAACUAAGGGAACUGCUGACAGAGGAACUGGGAAAUUAUUUAGGGAACGCUCAAGAUAAAGAUGCGGUGGAGCGAGUAAUGAAUGACCUGGAUGCCAAUAAUGAUGGCGAGGUGGACUUCACCGAAUUCAUCAUCCUCAUGGGCGCACUGACCGUGGCCUGCAACGACUUCUUCCUUGACAGCCCGGCGCCCAAAAAGCCAGAUAGCAAGGGCGACGGAGCUACAGAGGAAAAGAAAGAAUAAUGAGAGCCUACGAAACAAGACAAGUAUUAGUGCGUUGCAUGAGUGAGAUUCUAGUUUCCUUCAUUUCUUUUAUCGGGACUGACAAACCUAGUUCCUGAAGGAGAUUUGCUUUUAUAAUUCAACACAUGCUGUUCGUUACUUUCAAUAAAAAACUGUCAAACCCCAAAAGGCUUCUUGGGGUCUGUGGGAAAACACACAGAUGUAGUGCCAGGAGCUGGUUUGUCUAACGUCAAGCUAUUUUUUAAUGGAAGAUGUAUAUGAAUGGAUGGAUUCCAUUUUAAUGAUGUGGGUACGUAUAGAGCUAUACAAGUUUAUAUGUGCAAUAAAUGGCUCUAUUUUUGGGAUCUCAUGGGAAUUCAUACAUAUUUAAAACAUAACUAACUCCGCCCUUAAACUCAACUUCACUGGAAGAAAGCAAAUCACAAACAUGCAAAUUUGGUUGUACAAAUUCAUACAAAUAAGCCACUUUGUAAAAUACAUAAGAAUUCCCAUGAGAUGUGUUGGUACGUCAAAGCCUAACAAUCGUACAUGUGAAGGAAAAGUGUGCUAUGGACAGUACUGAAGAAUCACCUCAUAAACAGAUGUUAUGGUAUUUUACAUAAUUUAUUUAUGAAAUUAUGCAUUAUUACAUCCAUUUCGAGGUUAGCGUAAAUUGUUAACAGUGUUUAUAGACAGUUACAUCUGAAAUGAUUCAGUGUUGAACUUGGUUUGUCUCUUUCUUUGCCUAUUUUUAUUUAAUAAUCAAUAUCUAUUCCUAAUUAUAAUAAACAUGCAAUUGACCCCCCCCCCAUAAAUUAAUCUGAUAUUUUUGUCAUCUCACAACCAUUGGAAAUGUUUUCAUUACGCCACAUUUUAUUGCUAUCACUCUGCUUUGCCUAAAUUAUUUAUUUGAAUAACUAUUACAGUAUGUCAUUUAAAGAUGAUUUAUUAUUUAACUGUAUUAUUGCUGAAGUAAAUUUAUCCUGUCUGCACAGGUUUAUUUCACAAUAAAUAUAUUGCACAUUUA
Molecule: messenger RNA, 1405 nt
Organism: Misgurnus anguillicaudatus (oriental weatherfish)
Lineage: Eukaryota; Metazoa; Chordata; Actinopteri; Cypriniformes; Cobitidae
Gene: s100s
Product: S100 calcium binding protein S
Cellular component (GO): cytoplasm
Molecular function (GO): calcium-dependent protein binding; calcium ion binding
Source: RefSeq, a predicted model, not a curated record